AUGGCUACUCGUCAAGUGUCCAUCAAGUUCCUUCAGCGCAUCAGAAACUCCUCCAAGCGACAGUUGACCCUGCGCCUGACGCAAGCCGUGUGGAACACUCCAGACUGCGAGCACUUCACCGAUGUCCAAAUCAAGUACGCUCCCGUCUGCUCCCAACUUUCCGACAGUCGUGUCACUGACUUUGAUCGCAGAAAUCCGCUGCAUACCAGUCAUACCGACCUCCGCCCUCACAUCACCAUACGCCUGCGAACGCCCGAGCAGAUCGCGAGGGGAGCUGGUCAGACUGCACACAUCUACUACGAUGCUGCGAGCGGAGAUUACGAGGCCUUCAAAUUGUUCACUGAGCGGUUGGACAGCGAGAAGGACGAGCCAGGAGAGGUCGAUUAG
Molecule: messenger RNA, 387 nt
Organism: Zymoseptoria tritici IPO323
Lineage: Eukaryota; Fungi; Ascomycota; Dothideomycetes; Mycosphaerellales; Mycosphaerellaceae
Exons: 1
Coding region: 1-387 (128 amino acids)
Source: RefSeq, a predicted model, not a curated record